AUGAAGGCAAUAGGCUGCAGUUAUUAUGGGGGAAUAGAUGCUGUUCAGCUGCUUGAUGAUGUGCCUAUCCCAUCUGUAAAGAAACCUGAUGAACUUUUGAUACAAGUGAAGGCAGCUUCUGUAGAUCCUGUUGAUAUUCUUAUAUGUUCUGGCUAUGGAAGAGUGCUGCGUAGACUACUCCACAGGUAUAAUAGUAAUGUGAAACAAGAAUUUCCAAUUGUGUUGGGUAGAGACUGUGCCGGCAUUGUCAUAGAAAUUGGUCAGAAGGUCAAUCAUUUUGAUAUUGGUGAUGAAGUAUGGUUUUCUAUUCCAUACUGGCUCUCUGGAACUCUUGCUGAAUAUGUUGUUAUAACAGAAAACUUAAUAGCUAAAAAGCCUAAGGGAAUCAGAUUUGAAGUUGCAGCAAGUGUCCCAUAUUCAGGAAUGAUUGCAUGGAAUGCAGUUGUUUCUCAGGCUCAUCUGAAUUCCGUAGCUGCUAGUGGGAAAAGAGUAUUAGUCCAUACUGGAUGUACAGCUGUUGGAGUGAUAAUACUGCAGCUUGCACGUCUGUGGGGUGUUCAUGUAACUGUGACUUGUCCACACAGGGCAAUACCAGUUGCACAAGCUUUAGGUGCAGACUGUAUUGUUACUGACCAGCAGCCAGAUGUUGAGAAGCAGCUUUCAGAGCAUGAUAGGUUUGAUUUUGUCUUCAAUACAGUUGGACAUGCAGCUGAUGACCUGUGCCUAAAAUUUUGCAAAGAUGAUGGCCUUGUUAUAACAACUGUAGCAAGCCCAUUAGCUGCUGACAACUAUGGGUUCAUUUUUCGAUUGUUGUACAGCCUCUGGGUUCGCUUAAAAUGCUUUUUUAGGGUCUGUGUUGGGGCUAAUGCUUGGAGUUUAAUGGAUGAAUCUCCUGUAUCACUGAAUGAAUUAGGAAAAUUAGUAGAAGAUGGAAGUCUGCAGCCAGUUGUGGACAAAAUAUUUUCACCUCAGGAUGCAGAACUUGCCUUCCAGCAUGCUGACUCUUGUGAUGCAGUUGGAAAGACAAUAAUAAGGUUCAGAUCUCCAAAUGGCUGUACAUGUGGAGCUUAUGCACCCUAG
Schistocerca piceifrons (Central American locust) is the source of this 1080-nucleotide messenger RNA. RefSeq names its product reticulon-4-interacting protein 1 homolog, mitochondrial-like. Gene Ontology annotation, cellular component: mitochondrion. Lineage: Eukaryota; Metazoa; Arthropoda; Insecta; Orthoptera; Acrididae. The coding region runs from base 1 to 1080 and encodes 359 amino acids. Gene Ontology annotation, molecular function: oxidoreductase activity. The record is from RefSeq and is a predicted model, not a curated record. The transcript has a single exon.